Homalodisca vitripennis (glassy-winged sharpshooter) is the source of this 301-nucleotide messenger RNA. Its product is annotated as procollagen-lysine,2-oxoglutarate 5-dioxygenase 2-like. The record is from RefSeq and is a predicted model, not a curated record. Bases 35 to 286 code for a protein of 83 amino acids. The transcript has 2 exons. NCBI's taxonomy places the organism in Eukaryota, Metazoa, Arthropoda, Insecta, Hemiptera, Cicadellidae.
UAUCAAUGCAUUUGAACAAUACCUCGGAAUCAAGAUGAUCAAAGCAGAAGAUGAAAUUAAGGAAGCAGAUGCCAGAAUGUUUGCUGUGGACUAUUGCAUGACAAAGGAGUGUGACUACCUGCUGUCAGUAGACAGUUUUGCUCACCUGGACAAUCCCAACACUCUCAAGGCUCUUAUCAAGCUCAACAGGUUAGCCCUCUCAGAUUUUAAUAUUACUUUGAUACCUUUACCUCUAGAUGUGCUAAUAAUUAUCAUAUUGUUGUCUGUUAAGUGUUUUUCAUGUUAAAUGUCAAUCCAAAUC